Messenger RNA from Dibothriocephalus latus, 1023 nucleotides. Lineage: Eukaryota; Metazoa; Platyhelminthes; Cestoda; Diphyllobothriidea; Diphyllobothriidae. The record is from the annotation of a GenBank genome assembly.
AUGCCAUUCCUUCCUUCUGUGUGUAUCUAUGUCUGCCUUCCACAAAGAGGUUCAGCCAUCUUCGAUCUCCCUAAUGGAAGUUAUCUGUACGACACUAUAACUGGCAUUCGAGUUGGAAAGUUGCGCGUUCCAUCCUACGCGAAGGAAUUGAGCAAGCUGUCUAUCAGGAAUCUGCUGAAUAUAUCUCAUCAGUUGACAGACAUGCUAAAGAGAAGCGAUUUCAGUCGACGAGUCCUCAAGACCUUUAUCGAUUUUAAUCAAUCCCUCAUGCACGAUAUUUUCCUCCUUUUGGAUCCAGAAGAGUUCGAUUAUCUGCUUCCAAACAAGGCCACCGUCGGUUUCUAUAUUUCGAUUGAUUCUGACACCGGUCAAGAGGUAUCCUCUAUUGUGGAGACGGAGAUAAGCGCCAGAUUCCUCGACAUCUUUCAGCCCUCUAUUGAAUCUGAGGAGAUAUUCAUUGGUGCUCACUUUCAGACUUAUCUUCAAAUAGGAUUUUCAGACACGCCAGUGGUACAGAUGGCUUCUGGGUCGCAUUCGUCAAUGAAACUGUUCGACUUCGCAACACAGGACGAAGGUAUUUGCUCACUUUUCAAAUCACGAAUGAAAGAGAACGUUCGCAUUCCAGAAGACAUCACGGAAGCAGUUCUCAAACCGCGCGUCUUCAAACCCACAAUCCGUUCUGUUGUUCAAGCCGUCACUCCACCUUUCAACUCGCGUCUUCUUUACCUGCAACAACCAAAAAAUUUCCAACGGUCCGCCGACGCUGUCGGAAGGGCGGAACUUGUGCAGGAAUGGGCCUAUUUACGCCUGCUAAACGAAUCAGUGGCUGCAGUCAUUGAAAACCUGGCUCUGCGUUUUGGCAAUCUUAGGCGCGAUUUUAACGCCAUGAUCAACGCAAUGGAAGCCCUACAGAAUUCUUUUCAAUCACCUUCUUCCAAUGAUUAUCAGGUUGGUGCAUUUCUCCUCCACCCCUUUCCACGUACAACCCAAUUAAUUUUUACUUCAACCCAACAACUGGUUUGA